This is a messenger RNA of Rhodamnia argentea, 1828 nucleotides long. Its product is annotated as (3S,6E)-nerolidol synthase 1-like. The transcript is spliced from 7 exons. The record is from RefSeq and is a predicted model, not a curated record. Gene Ontology annotation, molecular function: magnesium ion binding; terpene synthase activity. Bases 128 to 1726 code for a protein of 532 amino acids. Lineage: Eukaryota; Viridiplantae; Streptophyta; Magnoliopsida; Myrtales; Myrtaceae.
CUUUGUUUUGCCCCUCUUGUGCUUGGGCUAAAUCACCCUGUCCUAUUCUUCACAAUCUUCACUCCUCUCUUCUCUCCCUGUGACUUGUAGUUCUGCGAAAGGUUCGACCACCGAUUCCAGCUUCAUAAUGCCUCGACCUAACCAAACGCAAACGUCGAGCAUUGACAAAGAGCAAACUCAUCUGGAUGAUUUGGGGAUCAAACAUGAAGAAAAAAUUAAGAGCCUUACAGAAUUUCUGAAUGAAGUAGUGAAUGAGCCGGUAGAAAGUUUGAUCAUUGUUGACACGAUUCAGCGGCUAGGAGUCGAAUCCCUAUUCCGAGAACAGAUUAAAGCCAUUCUACGGUGGCAAUACACACAUUUUAGCUCUCUAAAUCACGGCAAAGAUGAUGUCUAUGAGAUCGCUCUCCGGUUUCGACUUCUUCGGCAAGAAGGUUAUUAUGUGCCUGCAGCUGUGUUCGAACGCUUCAAUGAUAAGAUAAAUGGUUUCGUUGAGGGGAACAUCAAGGGUAUGAUGGAAUUAUACGAAGCGUCCCAGAUGAGCAUAGAAGGAGAGGAUAUACUCGACAAAGCGGAAGACUUUAGCAGCAAGUUUCUCAACGCACUGCUGACAUGCGAUCUUGAUCAUGAGCAGGCGAGAAUGAUAGAAAGUACGUUGCGAUAUCCAUAUCGCAAGAGCAUCGCAAGAUCGCUAGCGCCUCAAAUUUUUGUAGACGACAUGCCUGCCACGAGCUCAUGGAUGGAAGACUUGCUAGAAGUGGCAAACAGAGAGCGAAGAAUUGUUCAAUCUGUGCACCAGAAGGAGAUUCACCUAAUUAACGAAUGGUGGAAAGAGUUGGGAUUGGGAGCGGAGACGAAGUUUGCUAGAGACCAGCCACUGAAAUGGUACAUGUGGUCCAUGGCGAUUCUCACAGAUCCAAGCUUUUCUGAACUUAGGGUUGAGCUCAUUAAGCCCAUCUCUCUCGUAUAUGUUAUCGACGAUGUUUUCGAUGUCCACGGCACGAUCGAUGAGCUAAUUCUCUUCACAGAAGUCAUUGGAAGAUGGGACAACGCAGGUGCUGAGCAGCUCCCAGAGUACAUGAAAGUAUGCUUCAAGGCUCUCGGCGAUAUCACAGAUGAUUUUGGCAACAUCAUCUUCAAGAAGCAUGGAUGGAACCCCACGGGAUUCUUGAAACAGAUGUGGGCGAAUUUGUGCAAUGCAUUCCUGGUGGAAUUUCAGUGGAACGCUUCUGGGAAAUUGCCAAAUGCAGAUGAUUACUUGAAAAAUGGGACUAUCACUUCAGGUGUGCCCUUGGUGCUAGCUCACCUAUUCUUUCUGACGGGCCAAGACAUUGCCAACCAAAGUAUGGAUUCAAAGAAAGAAGAGGUGCCGCUGCCGAAUGCAGUCUUCCUAGUCGCUCAAAUUCUUCGCCUUUGGGAUGACCUCGGAUGUGCCCAGGAUGAGAAUCAAAAUGGCUACGAUGGGUCUUACGUGGAGUGCUAUCUGCGGGAAAAUCACGGCUGUUCGCAUCAAAGCGCGAGAGAGCAUGUGAUGGAGUUGAUAUCGAAGUUGUGGAAGCAGCUCAACAAAGAAUGCCUCUCUCCAUGUCCGUUCUCUGCGCCUUUCCACGAAGCUUGCGUGAAUGCUGCUAAAAUGGUUUCAUUGAUGUACAACUACGAAGACAAACAUGGUCUUGGACUCCUACAAGAACAUAUGAAGUCGUUGACCUGUGAUCACGCGACGCCCUAGCAUCAUUUUCAUGUUUUGAUCUUUCAUGCUUGUUGGAUUACUUCCGGAUAAUGUACUGCAGGUCACCUUUUAACUUGCAACGAAGUAGCCUUCUUUUUCUAA